AUGGCCUCACCGAGCAUCUCACCAAUGGAGUCUGUCACUUCAUCAUCAACUCAAUCCACAACUUCUCGCAUCACCUCCUCGACAAAUUCAACACAACCCCAUCUCGCAAGAACAGGCAGCUACAGCCAUGUCUUUCCCUCUCACCAGAACCUGAUCAACGCACAAAACCCCGUUCCAAGCCCCACCACACGAGGUCUCUCAAAAGACACGAAAGCCCUCGCCAGACAACUACUACAGAACAAUUCUAUGAUUCCUGCCAUGCAAGACGAACGUACCCAUCUCUUUGCCAACGGACUGCAGUGGCUUCUCGACACGGCCACGGAGGCAGAAAGAGGGGCCCCUACAUCGACCAGACAAUCUACCCGCGUGGCUCCCUUGACCGAAGAUGCUGUACGAAAACUCGACAAGCACGGCAGACACUCCCGUAUCAAGGAAGUCCAAGACAACGGGAGUGUGGCCAGUUCGAAGGUCGACAGGGCACGCAUAAACGCGUGGGUCUCGGAGACAGACACUGCUCCCUGA
Molecule: messenger RNA, 522 nt
Organism: Aureobasidium vineae
Lineage: Eukaryota; Fungi; Ascomycota; Dothideomycetes; Dothideales; Saccotheciaceae
Source: the annotation of a GenBank genome assembly